This is a messenger RNA of Marasmius oreades (fairy-ring Marasmius), 1133 nucleotides long. RefSeq lists its product as uncharacterized. Bases 31 to 972 code for a protein of 313 amino acids. The transcript has 9 exons. Lineage: Eukaryota; Fungi; Basidiomycota; Agaricomycetes; Agaricales; Marasmiaceae. Gene Ontology annotation, molecular function: calcium ion binding. The record is from RefSeq and is a predicted model, not a curated record. Gene Ontology annotation, cellular component: extracellular exosome; endoplasmic reticulum-Golgi intermediate compartment.
CCACCUCGUCGUUGCCGAGCAGCGUUAACCAUGAAAACGCUCACUUCAUUCACUUCACUCUACCUCAUCUCACUGGCAUUCGCUCAUGGAGGUCAUGAAUCUUCUGGCCCAGACAAAGGCGAAACCAUUCAGCAAUAUGCUCGCAGACAUAUGGCCAAGGAACACCAUAUCGAUUCGUUCGACCUGCGCAGUUUCUUCCAGCUUCAUGACCUAAACAGAGACGGGUUUUGGGAUAAAGAAGAGAUAGAAGCCGUCUACGGAGUCCACCAUGUCUACUCACAAAAGAAAUCCAAAGAUGACGUUGAACACCAGAAAAAGGCAGAUCAAAUCGUAACAGAAGUUCUGAGAGUGUUGGAUGCAAACAAGGAUGGGCGUGUAACUGCUCAAGAGUUUGAAAUCGUAGGGCUGGACGGCUUGCCCAACUUCGAUCAUCUUGGAGCAGAAGGUCAUCAUUACGACGUUGAAAGUGAAUUCUUUUUGCACCAUGAAGAGGAAUUCCAUUCCACACCUGAAACUCAAACCGACGAAUCCUACAAUCACCCAGAAGACAUUGAACAUUUCGCCCAACACGAAGCAAUCGAACGAAAAGAAGUCGAACGCGAAGCUAGAUUCCAAGGAAUCACAGUCGAAGAAGCUUUAGAACAACAUCAAGAACACCCUAAUGAACCCAUUCAAGAUGCCUCUCAGUCUGACAAGGACCAAAUCCCUGAACAUCCACAUGCUGAGCAAGUCGAGCCUGAUCUAGGGCCUCAGGAGCCUUCUACUGCUCCGAACCCACGAGUCACGCGUGUGACACCACCGGAGAAGCAAGAUCCUGCUGUCCGCUUCAGAAAUGCCAAAGCUGAGGCUGAAAGCAAAGGUGAUUGGGGAGCUGGAGAUGCGGGAUAUCAACGACCUAUAAAGGCAGAAGAUAAAAUGAGGAGAAACCUACCGUAUAAGUAUAAAUUCCGUCGUAGCUGGGGUGAUUUCUAAGUCACUAUAUUGAUAAACCGCUCCGUUUUCGCUGUCAUAUAACUAGCUUUUUCAUCAUCAAUUAUUCAUGUACUUAUGGUGCCGUGGCCAGCUGGCAAUGAAGCACGCAAAGGGAGUCAUUGAGUAUAAUCGUGCAAUUCAAAUUGUCUUGGCCCACCAUU